Ipomoea triloba (trilobed morning glory) is the source of this 1750-nucleotide messenger RNA. Its product is annotated as high affinity nitrate transporter 2.5. Gene Ontology annotation, molecular function: nitrate transmembrane transporter activity. Bases 57 to 1565 code for a protein of 502 amino acids. Gene Ontology annotation, biological process: transmembrane transport. The transcript is spliced from 2 exons. The record is from RefSeq and is a predicted model, not a curated record. NCBI's taxonomy places the organism in Eukaryota, Viridiplantae, Streptophyta, Magnoliopsida, Solanales, Convolvulaceae.
UCUCAUAUAAAUUCAAGAGAUGCUAAGCAGAGUAUUCGUGAGAACAGAAUAGAAGCAUGGAAAUCGAUUCCGGUGACCGGAAAUUUGCGCUUCCGGUGGACUCGGAGCACAAGGCCACCGAAUUCCGAGUGUACUCUGUAGCUUGGCCGCACAUGCGAGCAUUUCACCUCUCAUGGGUCUCCUUCUUCGCCUGUUUCGUUUCCACCUUCGCCGCCCCUCCACUGCUCCCCAUCAUCCGCGACAACCUUAAUCUCACCGCUACCGACAUCGGAAACGCCGGAAUCGCCUCGGUUUCCGGCGCCGUCUUCGCCCGGAUCACCAUGGGGACCGCGUGUGAUCUCUUCGGCCCAAGACUCGCCUCCGCCGCCCUCACCCUCCUCACGGCGCCGGCCGUUUACUGCUUCGCCGUCGCGAACUCCCCUGUUUCGUUCUUGCUGGUCCGCUUCUUCACGGGCUUCUCUUUGGCCACUUUCGUGUCGACCCAGUUCUGGAUGAGCUCCAUGUUCACCGCCAAAGUGGUCGGCACCGCCAACGGCGUCGCCGGCGGGUGGGGGAAUCUCGGCGGCGGCGCCACGCAGCUCAUAAUGCCUCUGGUGUUUGGCUUAAUCAAAAACAUCGGCGCCACGAAAUUCACCGCUUGGAGAAUCGCGUUUUUCAUCCCGGCCCUUUUCCAGACCAUAUCGGCCUACGCAAUCUUCUUCUUGGGCCAAGACAUGCCGGAUGGGAACUACGCGGAGCUCCACAAAUCCGGCGACAAGUACAAAGACAAAUUCAAAGAUGUUUUCUAUAACGCCACCACGAAUUACAGGGGCUGGAUUCUGGCGUUAACGUACGGGUACUGUUUCGGCGUUGAACUCACUGUGGACAACAUAAUUGCGCAGUAUUUUUAUGAUAGGUUUAACGUGAAUCUCCACACGGCCGGGAUCAUUGCGGCUAGUUUUGGAUUGGCGAAUCUGUUUUCGCGGCCAGGGGGAGGUAUGCUGUCGGAUAUUGUGGCGAAGAGGUAUGGGAUGAGGGGAAGGCUGUGGGCAUUAUGGAUUGUGCAGACCAUAGGAGGGCUUCUUUGUGUUUUACUAGGAAGAGUUGGAUCCUUGAGUGCUUCUGUUGCUGUCAUGGUUGUUUUCUCUGUGUUUGUUCAAGCUGCCUGUGGCCUCACCUUUGGAGUUGUCCCAUUUGUUUCAAGAAGGUCAUUGGGGAUAAUAUCUGGGAUGGCAGGAGGGGGAGGAAAUGUGGGAGCAGUCAUAACACAAGUGAUUUUCUUCAGAGGAUCAAGAUACAAGACCGAGACAGGGAUAACGUUAAUGGGAAUCAUGAUCAUCUGUUGCACGCUCCCAAUUCUGUUCAUGUACUUUCCUCAGUGGGGAGGGAUGUUUUUUGGUCCCUCGAAAGGCACAACAGAGGAGGACUAUUACGGGGCGGAGUGGAGCGAGGCGGAGAAGGAAAAAGGGUUUCACAAGCCAUGCAUGAAAUUUGCUAAUAAUAGCAAAAGUGAAAGAGGAAAAAGAGUGGCAUCUGCUGCCACACCCGUAGAUGGAACUCCUCCAUCUGGUGUCGUCUAUGUGUGAGCUUAGCUAGCUUUGUUUUAUUAGCACUCAGCUUUAGGAUUCAUACUCCAUCUUUAUAUAUAUUAUUGUAAAAUCUACUUUUAUCAAUUCUGCUUAGCUAUGACUAUCUCUUGUAUUCCUAUAAAUACAUAACUUUCUGUACUUUGUAAACAAGAUUGAUGAAUGAUAAAAACUUUAUGUACAAA